Molecule: messenger RNA, 1802 nt
Organism: Myotis brandtii (Brandt's bat)
Lineage: Eukaryota; Metazoa; Chordata; Mammalia; Chiroptera; Vespertilionidae
Product: cytochrome P450 26A1
Exons: 7
Coding region: 114-1607 (497 amino acids)
Biological process (GO): sterol metabolic process
Molecular function (GO): iron ion binding; oxidoreductase activity, acting on paired donors, with incorporation or reduction of molecular oxygen; heme binding
Source: RefSeq, a predicted model, not a curated record
UUGUCUGACCAAGGUAACGUGGGCAGCAACCUGGGCCGCCUAUAAAGCGGGCGCGUGGUUGGGCUCGGAGUGCUGGCGGCGGCGGCAGGUGGCGCGGGCGGUUGCGGCGCGCGAUGGGGCUCCCGGCGCUGCUGGCCAGUGCUCUCUGCACCUUCGUGCUGCCGCUGCUGCUCUUCCUGGCGGCGAUCAAGCUCUGGGACCUGUACUGCGUGAGCAGCCGCGACCGCAGCUGCGCCCUCCCUUUGCCCCCCGGAACCAUGGGCUUUCCCUUCUUUGGGGAAACAUUGCAGAUGGUGCUACAGCGAAGGAAGUUCCUGCAGAUGAAGCGCAGGAAAUACGGCUUCAUCUACAAGACGCAUCUGUUUGGGCGGCCCACGGUGCGGGUGAUGGGUGCCGACAACGUGCGGCGCAUCUUGCUCGGGGAGCACCGGCUCGUGUCCGUCCACUGGCCCGCGUCGGUGCGCACCAUCCUGGGCUCCGGCUGCCUUUCCAACCUACACGACUCCUCGCACAAGCAGCGCAAGAAGGUAAUUAUGCAGGCCUUCAGUCGUGAGGCGCUCCAGUGCUACGUGCCGGUGAUCGCCGAAGAAGUGGGCAACUGCUUGGAGCAAUGGCUGAGCUGCGGCGAGCGGGGCCUCCUGGUCUACCCCCAGGUGAAGCGCCUAAUGUUCCGCAUCGCCAUGCGCAUUCUGCUGGGCUGCGAGUCCCGUCUGGCCAGCGGCGGGGACGCCGAGCAGCAGCUCGUGGAGGCCUUCGAGGAAAUGACCCGCAAUCUCUUCUCACUGCCCAUCGACGUGCCCUUCAGCGGGCUGUACCGGGGCAUGAAGGCGCGGAACCUCAUCCACGCGCGCAUCGAGGAGAACAUCCGCGCCAAGAUCUGCGGGCUGCGGGCGGCCGAGGCUGGCGCGGGCUACAAAGAUGCGCUGCAGCUGUUGAUCGAGCACUCGUGGGAGCGGGGAGAGAGGCUGGACAUGCAGGCACUAAAGCAGUCUUCCACCGAACUCCUCUUUGGAGGACACGAAACCACCGCCAGUGCAGCCACUUCUCUGAUCACUUACCUGGGGCUCUACCCUCAUGUUCUCCAGAAAGUGCGAGAGGAACUGAAGAGUAAGGAUUUACUUUGCAAGAGCAAUCAAGACAACAAGUUGGACAUAGAAACUUUGGAACAGCUUAAAUACAUUGGGUGUGUUAUUAAAGAGACCCUUCGACUGAAUCCCCCAGUUCCAGGGGGGUUUCGGGUUGCUCUUAAGACUUUUGAAUUAAAUGGAUACCAGAUUCCCAAGGGCUGGAAUGUUAUCUACAGUAUCUGUGAUACGCACGAUGUGGCAGACAUCUUCACCAACAAGGAGGAAUUUAAUCCUGACCGAUUUAUGCUGCCACACCCUGAGGAUGCAUCCAGGUUUAGCUUCAUUCCAUUCGGAGGAGGCCUUAGGAGCUGUGUAGGGAAGGAGUUUGCAAAAAUUCUUCUCAAAAUAUUUAUAGUGGAGCUGGCCAGGCAUUGUGACUGGAGGCUUCUCAAUGGACCUCCUACAAUGAAAACCUGUCCCACCGUGUACCCUGUGGACAAUCUCCCUGCAAGGUUCACCCGUUUCCAGGGGGAAAUCUGAUGGUGGGAAUGCCUAGGCCUCGGACUUAUUGGAAAUGUACCUAUGAGUUUUUACAUAGUGUCAUGUUGAUUCUAUUAUAUUUAAUUUCUAAAUGUAUAUUAUAAUAUUUAUGUGUCUCUACUACAGUACCACAGUCUUUAAAUAUUAAAAUAAUGAAUUUUGUAUAGUUUCCAAAUAAAGUAAAAUUUGAAGGUG